CACUGUCUGGUUGUGUGAUUGGUUCCUUGUUUGUUCCUCUCACGCUCUCUAUCAUCAAGGCCCAAUAAUUUCUUUGACUUGUUCUAAUUUCAUUAAUAAGCUCCCUCCCUUCGUCUUCCUCUUUCUUGUUUAUGUUGCUCCUUCUUUCUCUGCUUUUCCUCUAAACCCCAUGUUCUUUUUUCUUCUUCCUCUUCCCCUGCUUUCUUUAUUGUUACAUCACACUCUUUCCCUGUCUGGAUCGCUCUUGAAUAGUGUUUCUACAGUCUAAUUUGAAGUCAGAACUCACGAUCAAAGAGAAAUGAAGAAAGUGGUGCUGAAGUUGGAUUUGCACGAUGACAAAGCGAAGCAGAAAGCCAUGAAAAUGGUUUCUAGCCUUAUAGGUAUAGACUCCAUAGCGAUGGACAUGAAGGAGAAGAAACUGACAGUGGUAGGGGACAUAGACCCAGUGGAAGUGGCGCGCAAACUGAGGAAAGUUUGGCGCACAGAGAUAUUGACAGUGGGGCCGGCAAAAGAGCCGGAGAAGAAGAAAGAAGAAGGCAAGAAGGAUGAUGGGAAGAAUAAGAAGGAAGAUGACAAGAAGAAAGAUCCCAAUGAACAGGCCGCUGAGCUCGCCAGGCUCUACAGAGCCCAUUAUCCCUACAUGACCGCUUACUAUCCGGCUCACAGUGCUGAAGAGGAUCCCAAUGCUUGCGUUAUUUCUUAAUCUUCUGCAUGUUUUCACUUUUAGUUUCUUGCCUCUGUUUAUUACAUACAUAUAUAUAUAUAUGGUGAAUAGUAAGUAGUGCUUGAGAGUUGAGAUGAGGCAGGGUAGCAUAUUUGCAGUGUAUCUCUGUAUCUUGGGAGUAUUCACUCGAACUUCAAAUUGUGGCCCUGAGGAUUAAUGUCUCCCUUAAA
Messenger RNA from Neltuma alba, 894 nucleotides. RefSeq names its product heavy metal-associated isoprenylated plant protein 39-like. The record is from RefSeq and is a predicted model, not a curated record. Gene Ontology annotation, molecular function: metal ion binding. The coding region runs from base 299 to 703 and encodes 134 amino acids. The transcript is spliced from 3 exons. NCBI's taxonomy places the organism in Eukaryota, Viridiplantae, Streptophyta, Magnoliopsida, Fabales, Fabaceae.